Uncinocarpus reesii 1704 is the source of this 1116-nucleotide messenger RNA. RefSeq names its product glutamine synthetase. The transcript has 5 exons. Lineage: Eukaryota; Fungi; Ascomycota; Eurotiomycetes; Onygenales; Onygenaceae. The record is from RefSeq and is a predicted model, not a curated record. Gene Ontology annotation, cellular component: cytoplasm. Bases 1 to 1116 code for a protein of 371 amino acids. Gene Ontology annotation, molecular function: glutamine synthetase activity.
AUGGCUCCCAAAACCCAUAUCUCCAAUGCGGAGAAUUUAAAAAAAUAUAUGGAGCUUGAUCAGCGGGGAAAAAUCAUGGCUGAGUACAUCUGGAUUGAUGCCACCAGCGGUGUUCGAUCAAAAACCAAGACUGUCAACAAGAUCGUCAAGUCGGCCGAGGAGCUACCAGAAUGGAACUUUGACGGCUCGUCGACAGGUCAAGCCCCUGGAGAUAACUCCGAUGUCUACCUUCGUCCUGUUGCCAUUUUCCCAGAUCCUUUCCGCCGCGGUGAUAACAUCUUGGUCCUCUGCGAGACUUGGGAUUCGGACGGUUCCCCCAACAAGUACAACUUCCGCCACGAGGCCAACCGAUUAAUGCGCACUCACGCCCACGAACACUUUUGGUUUGGUUUGGAACAAGAAUACACCCUUCUUGGCCCUGAUGGUUGGCCAUAUGGCUGGCCCAAGGGUGGUUUCCCUGGCGCCCAAGGCCCAUACUACUGUGGUGUUGGCACUGGCAAGGUUCACUGCCGUGACAUUGUUGAGGCUCACUACAAGGCUUGCUUAUAUGCCGGCAUCAACAUCUCUGGUAUCAAUGCCGAGGUUAUGCCUGCUCAGUGGGAAUACCAAGUUGGCCCUUGUGAGGGUAUUGCGCUUGGUGAUCAGCUUUGGAUGUCACGUUUCCUCCUCAGCCGCGUUGCCGAAGAAUUCGGUGCCAUCAUCUCCUUUGCCCCCAAGCCCAUUCCCGGAGAGUGGAACGGUGCUGGUCUACAUAGCAACGUCUCUACAGAGGCUAUGCGUAACGAAGGUGGUAUCAAGGUCAUCGAGGCUGCGAUGAAGAAACUUGAGGCUCGCCACUUUGAGCAUAUCGCCGUCUACGGUGAAGGUAACGAAGAUCGCUUGACUGGACGUCAUGAAACCGGCAGCAUCGACAAAUUCAGUUGGGGUGUUGCAGACCGCGGUGGCAGCAUUCGUAUUCCUCGCCAGGUCGCAAAGGAUGGCAAGGGAUACUUUGAAGACAGAAGACCCGCCAGUAAUGCCGACCCCUAUCAAAUCACCGGCAUUAUUGUUGAAACUGUGAGUUUCCAAAAUCCUCCCCAGGCUAGCACUGGAGCGUUGACUAAUGCGUCUUUUUAG